Molecule: messenger RNA, 1080 nt
Organism: Papaver somniferum (opium poppy)
Lineage: Eukaryota; Viridiplantae; Streptophyta; Magnoliopsida; Ranunculales; Papaveraceae
Product: mitochondrial acidic protein MAM33-like
Exons: 4
Coding region: 87-731 (214 amino acids)
Cellular component (GO): mitochondrial matrix
Source: RefSeq, a predicted model, not a curated record
CACGGUGCGCAUCUUCGGUACGUGUAUCAUUUCUGUAAACGAAACCCAUACAUUCCUCAACUAGCGAGCAAGAGAGGAAUAGAGAGAUGAUGAGGAGGAGGAGUUUGAUUAACAUCUUCAGUCGAAGUUACAGUGCAGUUGUUCGAGAUUCAGCGGAGCUAACAAAAAUUAUAAAAUCCGAACUCAAACACGAACAAAAUACACUUCCGUAUUAUCUGAUCAAAAAUGAACUUGGAUCAGUGGGGAAUUUUACAUUAGAAUGGGAUAAAUCGGAAUCCAAAGAUGUGGUUCUAAGGAGGAAAAAUGAAUUUGGUGAAGAGAUUGCUGUUUCAGCUUUAUUGGGUCCUCCUAUUGCUGAAGAAGAAGAAGAAAUACACAAAAAGGGUUUAUUUCCUAACACAGGGCUAAUGAAAGUUUGCAUAAAAAAGCCUGGGUUGAGUUCCAUUUUGCAGUUUGAUUGUGGUUGUAUUGGUAAAUGUGAAGGUGGUUCUGAAUUUUCUAUCCAGAAUGCUUACUAUCUUCCAUCUUCCAGCUCUUUGGGAGAUUCAGUUUAUAGAGGACCCUUGUUCAGUACUCUGGAUCCUCGGUUACAGGAUGCAUUGAAGGAUUAUUUGAGGGCUAGAGGAAUUGUAGAAGACUUCACUGAUUUCCUCCUGCAUCACUUGCAUAAAAGAGAAUACGUUCACUACAUGGAAUGGCUACAAAAACUAGACUCUUCUGUAAGAGCUUGAGGUUUUGCGUUGGUGGCAAUUGAUUAGCUUUAAGUGUUAGAAGAAAAUGAAGUUGAUCAUUUUACCCCUGGGAAUGUGGUUUUAACGUUGGAGCUUUACUAACUUAGCGAGGUUGUUGGUGCACUUGAAGUUGCAACCAAAUUUGCAGGAUUAGUACGUUAUCAGAACUUCAAUCCUGGUAAUGCGGGUAUUCACACUCUUGUUAACUACAUGUCAGUAUUUGUAUUGGAGAAGUUUUAAUCGUGCUACUUGAGCUUAAAUGACAUUACGAAAAGAGCUGUUAUUUUGAAGUUGUAAAGUCAUGUGUGGUACAAUUACUUCAUCAUUUAUUCAGUUUACUGGUUUCCAA